UCUCUCUAGUGUCUGUGUGCCAGUGUGUGUCACAGAGAAUGUAGCCAUGUGCACGCGCACAGCUCUCGCUUGUCCGGGUGCUUUGGUGAAUUCAGGAUUUUGAUAUGCGCCGAUUUUCAUAUCGCUUCCACUUCUCGAUUUUUUUCCCUCUCCGUCUGCUCUUGUGAGGAUUUCGCGAAUGUGGCCGUGUGGUGUUACUGAUGCACGCUUUUUCUCUCUGCUCGCUUUGUCCACACCCCUCACACACAAAUAAAGACACAAAGUGGCACUAAGGAACUCCUGCAUGCUUUUGCUGUGCUGGAUUAAAACGUCUGAAUUCAACACUUCUGGAUUUUUUCUUUUAAAAAAAAAAAUCAUCUUCUCUGGAUUAAACCUUCACGUCGAUGGUACCGACUCAGACUGCAGACAUGGAGCCCCUGCAGAUCAGUGUCCACCAUGUCCCUGUCUGUGCGGCCAACACGCCGAGUCCUUGCCAGAUCCAUCACUAGGAGCCAGUCCUUUGCCGGAGUCAACUCCCAAGACAAGCUCUACAGGAGACUCUCGGUGUUCCGCACCCCAGCGUGUUCCAGAAAGUCUCCCUCUAGAGGAAGCAGGAUGUUCACCCUCUCUGCCAAGUCACCUCCUCCGAAGGUGCCCCAGCCUGAGAGGUUGGAUGAGGUGUAUGAAGCUUUGAAAAGAGGACUUCAAUCUUACCUUCAGGUCCAUCAGAUGGAGCUGGACAGUCUGAACCAUCAGAUGAAGGAAUCUAAGAGAAACUCACGCCUGGGAUUUCUUUAUGAACUGGACAAGCAAGUGAAGGUGAUUGAGAGGUUCAUGCGACGACUGGAGUUCCACAUCAGUAAGAUUGACGAGCUGUAUGAAGCAUACUGUAUGCAGCGAAGACUGCGGGAUGGAGCCAAUAAGAUGGUAAAGGCGUACACGGCUUCACCAGGUAGCCGAGAAGCCAGAGAGAGUCUGUCAGAGGCCAACAAAGGCUUCAAAGAAUACACAGAGAACAUGUGCCUGCUGGAGAAUGAGAUAGAAAACCAGCUCGGAGAGUUCCACAUCAAAAUGAAAGGUCUGGCUGGUUUUGCGCGCCUCUGUGCUGGAGACCAGUAUGAGAUCUUCAUGAGAUAUGGCCGACAGCGCUGGAAGUUGAGGGGUCGGAUCGAGAUCAACGGAAAGCAAGUGUGGGACAGUGAGGAGAUGGUUUUCCUCCCACUUAUCACGGAGUUCCUUUCAAUUAAGGUGACAGAGCUGAAGAGUCUGGCCAAUCAUGUGGUGGUGGGAAAUGUCUCGUGUGAGACCAAAGACCUGUUUGCUGCUCUGCCACAGACCGUAGCUGUGGACGUCAAUGACCUGGGAACCAUCAAAUUGAGCCUUGAAGUUACAUGGAAUCCAUUCGACAAAGAUGACCAGGCUUCCACAGCCAGUACAGUGAGCAAGGCUCCUACAGUGAAUAAACGCUUCUCCACCUAUAGCCCCCCAGAUACACCAUCUCUUCGAGAACAGGCUUUCUAUUCCGUCCCACGGAGUUUGCCAUCCAAGCAGUGCUGGUCCCUCCUGGACGUGUUCCGGGACGCUCUGGCCGAGAAACUGUCUCAGACGCAUAGCUGUGGUGAUGUCUCAUCCAUCAGCUUUGGACUGUCUCGCUUGCAUACCCACAACAUGUUGAGGCGGCAGGAGGAGUUGGAGAAUGGUACAGCAUGGUCAAACUCCUCCGAAUCCUCAGACGAUUCAUCGAGUCCUCAGCUCUCCCAGGGUCUUCGUCAUGCACAGAAGAAUCUGGUGCAGCCUGAGGUGCAGACCUCUGCUCCUGCCAUUGAUAUCUCCUUCGCCCCCCGCCAAUCAUCCACCUCCACGCCCACUCGGCUGGCCAAUCAGAAAGAGGAAGAUGAAGAGGAGGAGGAGCAAGACGAGGCGCUUCGAGCAACUACCAUCGCGGCCACUCCGGAGCCUGCUGGGACAGCAACUGUGCCCAAUGGUCAUGCCCGUUACUCGCGCUCCCUGAGCCAUAUCAGUGAGAGCAGUGUGGAUGCCGCCUUGAAUGAGAAGAUUGCUGGGGAAUCAUUGGAACCCGGUGUAGUCGUGGACACGCCCCUGAGGGCUGCGCCAUGCUCAUUCAACCCUGAGCCACAAUCUAACCACUGCACUGUUGAUCUAGUCACGCUGUCAUCAUCCAGCUCGGAUACCACAGUGCCUGUUACACAGGAGUGUUCUGAUUCUGCUCCUAAGUAUGAAGAACCUACAACACGUCCACAAUCUGAUUCCUGCACCAAUAGUGAGGAGGACUCGACUUGCGUCUCUGUUCAUCCAGCGGCCUCGGUGCAGCAAAGUAAUGCUCUAACCCUCAGAACUGAUUCCAUAGAAAAGACCCAGGACACACAGGACCUACCCAAGACACACACUGUGUCUGUACAGGAUAAGACGUCUGGAACUAAGGUAGAUUCUUGGCCAGGAGAUGUUGGAAAGAUGGAAGAUACUGAAGCAAAAGACAGCGGUCUGGAUAAGGCCCUCAUUGCUCUCCUUUCGUCUCUGGAUGACUACAGGGGUCAGUUUCCAGAGCUACAAAUGCUGGAGCAAGAGCUCCGCCUGCUGGAGGAGGCUCUUACUGGCCGAAGUCGAAGUCGGGCCUCCAGUGUGAGCUUGACGGUGGAAACUGCUCUUGAAAGCUUCAGUUUUCUCAACACGUCAGAUUUGGAUGACGAGGAAGAAGACUGCGACACACAGAUUGUGACAGACAGCUCUCAGCCAGCAGCAGGUGACAGUGUGGUAGUGGAUGACGGUUGUACACCCUUGAAUUGUUGGGACACUCCUUCUGUUCCUCUCAGCACUGGCCACCAGGAUCUAGAUCAGACUCUGCUCAUCCAUUUACAGAACUGCUCCACCCAGCUGCUGAGGUUGGGUACGUUUGGGCCGCUGCGCUGUGGGGAGAUGUACGCUCUGGAUCGGCUGCUCCGGGAGGCUCGGGUGAUGGAGCUCAUUCGUGUAGCUGUCCAGGAUACAUUGAGGAGUGACAACCAACCUGAGGAAGUCAUUCCACAAUUAGAGCAGUGCCAGGGGGCUGUGUUGCUAUGGAGGCUCUGUACGACCGGCUGUGGUGUGUUCAGCACCUCCACAGAGGCCUUCCUCCAGACGCUGAAAAACACCUACACAGGCCGAGUACCAGAAAGGGGAGCCAACCUUCCAGACACAGUAUUUAUGCAUCUAGUGGAAAGGAUUUUGGAGAAAAAGCUACCCAAGCGAUGUGGAGGUGCAGCAAAAGAGAUUGUCACAGUUUUCCAGUUCUGGAGCUACCUUGAGGCUGAGGGUGUGAGUGAACUCGAGACACAUGUAACCGAGCUGGCUGAGGAGGUCUGGCUGGUGCAAUGUCUGCAGUCUGGGGAUCAAGAUGUUCUGCUGAAAGCCCUGAAAAAGCCCCCAGAGUGCAGUUUGAAGCGCGAGGGCCUGCGUGCUGUCAGCACACUGCUCGGGGACCUACGGGGAAAGGUGUGCAGCAGCGCCAGCUCUCUGCUACGCAGCCUCGCCGAGCAGCCGCGCCACAGAGAGAGGGCACUUGUGAGUUGUCUGGAGCUGCUGGAGGAUGAAAGUGUUGAGACCCGUGUGUGUGGCUGUAAAGCACUUGCAUGUCUAAAGGCCAAAGAGAGCAUUGAGCAGCUGGUGUACCUGUGCCGCACAGACAAGGAGGAUGUACGAGAUGCCGCAAAACAAGCUCUGCUGGCGCUGGGAGAGGAGGGGAAAAUGGCCCAUCGGCAUGUUGAACAGGACGGAGUCGCUCGAAUUUUUGCACCUGGCAGCAUGGCCAGCACUGCAUUUUGAGCACCACCAAACUGAAGAAACUACAGACCAAUGUCUUUCGCAUACACAGACUUGUAUUCAUGUCAAUGGAGGACUCAUGUUGAAACAUGGAUCACACUGCUGAAGUGCAAAUAAAGACCCAAUCACCUUUUUUUUUUAACACACAGUGACUGCCGAUCAAUCAGUCCAACAAUCAGUGGACACAAGGACACGUGAAUGAAUCUGAUUGAUAAGCUACAAAUGGCAUUCAGUUAAAUUAUACAAUGGAAAGGAGAUGAUGAACGAGCAAAGGAAUGGGCUUCAAUGAGUGUUUUGCUGCCUUAUCACUCAGCCCAAUGGUCUUGCCUUCACAAUUCACAAGUACUGGGCUUAGAUAAGUGCAUGAAUUCAUAUUACAUGCUUGGACCUUUUUUUUUUUACUUGGCUUCAUGCUCACUGACAUGGGCAGGGAAAUUGUCUUGUUUUUUUCCUUCUUUAAAAAAAACGGUGCACUUUUUAACCAGAUGAGCAUUUGCUGAAGCUUGGUCGUCUUCUUAACAGAGCGUGCUAGUGUUAAAAGGUUUGUCCGGUGUAUGUGGGACAGAGUUUUAGGUUGUAUAAAGUGAGUGUACAUGUUUCCAGCGAAGAGUUUCAGUAUAACUGCCAUUAUUCCAUACUGUCACUAUAUAUGCUUUACUGAUACGGCAAUCUGUGUACAUCUUUUAAUUGUGUUGUAAUUUUUUUCAAAUUUUAAAAGCAAAUCUUUACACUCAAAAGCAAAUGUAAAAGUGCUUUAAGUGUUAAUGACUCCUGAAACCUUCAUGGUGCAGUUCCUGAGAUUCAAGGAAGAGGAAUUGUGUCUGAGGGAGAUAUCUGCUGUAAAAAAAAAGAGGGGUUAUUUUAUACAUACAUACAUAUAUAUAUAUAUAUACACGUAUAUGUAUAUAUACGUAUAUACAUAUACGUGUGUGUGUGUGUGUAUAUAUAUAUAUAUAUAUAUAUAUAUAUAUAUAUAUAUAUAUAUAUAUAUAUAUAUAUAUAUAUUCUUAUUGGUAUGGAAAGAAAAUUAAAAAGCACAGACGGCGCAUGUAAUAUUUAGACCAGGCCCAUUGCAUAGUAAACAAACAUUCAGAGCGUUUCUUGAGUGCUGCUAGACACAGGUUCAGUGCUGGAAUCUCAGUUUUCGUUUACUAAACUUUUAACUGAGUUUGUUACGACUUUAGAAGAAGAAAAAUUCUCCUCAGUGUACAAGUGCCUCAUGUCUGGGGGUGACCGUGUUUGUUCAGAGAAGGAGAUGUUUAUUUAAACUCAAAAUUAGCAUUGUAUGACAAACUGUAAUACAGAUUUAAUUCUAUUUUUUUUCUUUAAAGAUUGUACUGCAUUGAGAAGUUUUUUUAAUAAGAAAAGUUUAUUGUUGGACAAAGUUCUUAAGUGCAAAACAAGACUAUUAAACUCAAAGGGAAAGAAA
Molecule: messenger RNA, 5224 nt
Organism: Tachysurus fulvidraco (yellow catfish)
Lineage: Eukaryota; Metazoa; Chordata; Actinopteri; Siluriformes; Bagridae
Gene: ripor1
Product: RHO family interacting cell polarization regulator 1
Exons: 23
Coding region: 436-3798 (1120 amino acids)
Source: RefSeq, a predicted model, not a curated record